Molecule: messenger RNA, 3072 nt
Organism: Exophiala bonariae
Lineage: Eukaryota; Fungi; Ascomycota; Eurotiomycetes; Chaetothyriales; Herpotrichiellaceae
Exons: 1
Coding region: 1-3072 (1023 amino acids)
Biological process (GO): regulation of DNA-templated transcription
Cellular component (GO): nucleolus
Molecular function (GO): rDNA binding; transcription factor binding
Source: RefSeq, a predicted model, not a curated record
AUGUCGAAGAAACGGAAGAGAGAAGUCGAUGUUGAACUUGUGCAGGUUUAUGAGGGGUUGGCCGAUGAGGACGAGUCUGUGCGUCUCAAGGCUGCUCUGACCUUGGUUACGACUAUCUUCGUUCCAGGUGUUACUACCGAAGAACAAACAAAGUCUAUUCUCAUACGACUCUUUCGUGGCCUAUGCAGUGGCCGCAAGGCAGCCAGGCUGGGCUUCUCUGUUGCUUUGACCGAGCUGCUAGCUGAAGUUUCCAUAUCGUCAGACGCAACCCCAACCACAACAGUACCUGCCUCCCACGUGGUCGAUAUUCUUGAAGGACAAACUGUCUCCGAAGGUGGUACAUCUGGCCAAGAUGAGAGAGAUCACUAUUUUGGGAGGGUCUUCGGCGCGGAGGCGGUCCUCAAAUCUGGUAUCUUAUUCAAGACUUCGGAUCCUGCUCAAUGGAGACGUCUGCUUGACAUAAUUUGUACUGUUGCCCUCAGGAAACCAUGGCUCAGACAAGCAUGUGGUCGAGCACUAUUCACUUGUAUCGCAUCCAAUGAACCCAAACUUGUCCCCGAGGCUUUUGCCAUCGAUACAAUUUCGGCCUUCUCUACUCACAAACUCAUCCGCUCUCCCGAAGGCGUCGCGAUCUGGAUUGCAGCUACUCGCGCAUUUCCAGAUGCGCAAUUUCCAAAUUUGAUUUGGAAGUACGAUGAUCCUUUGGCAAGCAAGGAUAUCAGCUCGCUUACUGCCAUUCUGAAGGAUGCUAGGACCCAGUCCGAUGGCUCGGACGAAUCUUUUGAAGCUCAAGGAUCUGCGGGAUGGUCUGCAAAUUUACAUUUCGCAUGGGACGUAGUCUUGAGUGAGUUAUAUCACGAGGUUCCAAACAGAGAACAAAAUCAACCUCGGUUUGCUGGACGAGCAUCCUUCGAUUUGUUCUGGCAAGUUGUCGUUGAUAAUGGCCUGUUUGCGGAUUCAAGCAGUACAGAGCGCAAAGCAUGGGGUUUCAGUCUCUGGAGAAAGACGUUUGAAACGGCGCCCCAGUCCGUUCUCCAAUAUACAUUCUCGCAGCAAGCUCUACGCUGUCUGGUCAAUUCUCUCAAGGCUCCAGAAAGAUAUCUACAGAAAUCUGCACAGCGGGUUACUCAGAUCUUUGCCACCCGUCUCUCCGGGUCUGGUAUGGCUUCCACCGAUCAAACCCUCAUUGGCGUCUGUGUCAAGUCACUACUGGAGAGUGUGUCGUUCGGAGACUUUGAUCAAAUCACCAAGACAAAAGCCAUCCACAACAUUCUUGAACUGGAGCAACAUCCAGUCCAAGAGGCCAUUUUCAUCGCUCUUGAGACCCUACUCAAUGACACGUUCAUCGUAGACGAUGAAAAGACGCGAUCUGUUCAACAAAAAUGUAUUAUAGCUCUUCAAGGUAAACUUUUGGCAGCCUCGUUACGGCACUCCGAACACCAGGUAGCAACGAAGGAGGUGAAUGCCUCUCACUUGGCUCUCUGUCUAUUGAUCCUCAAGUGUUGGGUGAGGAGAGUCUACGUCACAGCUCACGGAAACCCGACACAUGGCAUGCCUCGGGGAAGUCUGACCGACCAAGCUCGUGGUCUUCUCAGAGAUCGUCUUGCUUCAGGGUUUGAGCAAACGCUUAAAACUGAAGCCCCGGGUAUUGGGCUGGUACGAGAGGUCAUGAUGAGUCUGCUGCAAUUGGAGAAAGAAGGUGCUCCAAUGGAUAUCGAGUUUGAAGAUGCUAUCAGCAAGGAAGUCCAGAAAGCCUGGAAGAGGUUGGCCAAGCUCAAAAUCUCAAAUGGAGAGCCAGUGAACGGUGCAACUUCAAAGGGCAACAAGGUUUCAUUCCAUGAUGGUCUUGCGCUUUUGUAUUGUUUGGUACUUUUCCAGGUCUACAACGGAGAGGCAGAGGCAGUUGAGAUUUUGCAGGAAGUUAAUGCCCUGGAUGACCAGUGGAAGCAGAACACGAAGGCGAAAUCGGCCCCAGUAGGCGACGAUGUUCCAAUUGUUCAGAUUUUGCUUGGCUUUGCGUCUCGCCCUUCCAAAUUCAUGAGACGUGUCACUGUUCAAAUUUUCGAGUCUUUUGCACCACUACUCAGCCGCCAUGGUCUCGAAUCGUUGUGUGAGGUUCUCGACGCCAAAGAAAAUGCUCAGGGUCAACAGGAGAUGUUCGAAGCGACAGACAUCGAGGUGAAUGAGGAUGACGCAGAUCGCAUUGACUCCGAUGUGGAGGAAGUAUCUUCAGAUGUUGAGAUUGUGGAUGCUUCAGACGAAUCGGAUGGUGACACUAGUACUGAUUCUGAGGCUGAGGAUUCAGACUCGAACUCAGAAAAAGAGCAGGGUGAAGACGAAGAUAGUGAAGACGAGAAGGACGAAGACCUUGCGGCGUUCGAUGCGGCUCUGGCCUCAGCGCUCGGAACUCGAAGUCUGAAUCAAACUGAUGGAGACGCGACAUCAGAUUCUGACUCUGAUUCUGAUGCCGAUAUGGAUGACGAUGAAAUGAUGGAACUGGAUUCGAAAUUGGUUGAAGUCUUCCGCGCGCGUGAAGAGGAACAAGCCAAAAAGAAACAACGGUCAGGGAAAGAGGCAAAAGAGAAUAUCAUCAAUUUCAAGAAUCGCGUACUCGACCUCAUCGAUUUAUAUCUGAAACAACAACACCAGAAUGCACUGGCAAUUGAUCUUAUCAUCCCACUACUGAGAUUGGUCCGGACUACCCAGGCUAAGCAAAUAGCGAUCAGGGCAGGCGAUAUUCUUCGAGGCUUGUCUUCCAGAUGCAAAGGACAAAUCAUACCCAAUCUAAAAGAUGCGACUGGCCUUGAGCAUGCAGCAGCAGUCCUGACGCAGAUCCAUGAGGAAGCAUGUUUGCAAUCGUCCAAUGCACACUCAACCUUGGCGAGUCUCGGCAGUCUUCUUCUGGUGAAGGCAAUUACCAAAAAGGAUCGUGAAAGCAUUCGAGUCGUAGUCGACAUUUAUGCGGAUACCCGGCUCAGGCAGUUGACCGAUAAGUCUUGCUACAUAGCACCCAGCUUUUUCUCGGACUGGAAUAACUGGUGCCAGAGCAUUGAGAAGAGGCUAGCUCAGUAA